UGCAAGAGCAGUCAAAAGAAUCUCAUUUAAUAUGGAUUCUGCCUGUAAAAUUUCAACAUUUGCAAUUUCCAGAUUAAAUAUUAGUCCAGUUGGGCGUGCUGUGUUGUCUGAAGCGCAGAAACCAUUUGAUAACUGAUUCCAUGUGCUUUUAAUUAAUUGAGGCCUGGAUUGGGGUUAGAUGGAUCAGUCGGUGAUGAGUAUUAAUCAGGUUUAAAUUCUGGAGGUAAAUUGAAUGAUUUAACAAGAAGAUUGAAUGUUUAAUAAAGAAUUCGCCUAACUUUCUUGGAAUUCCCAAUUGGAAAUCUUGGAAGUACAGAAUAAGAAAGGAUUGAAAAUUUGAAUGACAGGCACUCGGAACAGCAACAGACAUUUACAGGCCAACAGCCACAAAACGUUGAAUUUUGUUUUUGUGUCAUAAGUGAAGUAGAAAAUGGGGAAAGUAUUAGGUCAGGGGGUAAAUCAGAAGGUAGUUAGCAGCAAUCUUUCUGUCUACGCUACAGGCCUACAAUGCGUUAAGAUUUAGGUGAGCUUUGGUUAGGUAAGAAUGUGACUUGUUGCUGUUUGUCUGUCGCCGCCUUCGGCGGUUGUGCGUGAUUUCAUUUAACGCUUUUCACGUUUACCCUUCGCCAUUCCUGUUAUAUACUUGUGAUCCCAAACAUGUUUAUCUUUUUCUUUCUUUUGGCUUUUCCUGAGGAACGUGGAAGAGAUUAAUGGAUGCUGGUGAUGCUGCUGCAAGCAUCUGGCGGUAGCGACAACCACCGGUGGAUAAAUAUCUUAAUUUGGUUUUUAUUCAUUCGGGAGUAUCUUGAAGAAGAGGACUGUUCAGAAUCUCAAAAGCUGUCCUGCUGUGUGUUAGCAAUGAGUACAAAGCUUCAUCAGAAACUUGUUGAGGAUAUACGCUUGCAGAAACGACUUCUGGGGCUCAUCGACGAGCGGAAUAACGUUAUCAAAGAGCAGCGGGGAUCUUAUCACUCUCAGGCUCUUCGUCAAGAAAUUGAGGCACAUGAGAAGCGGCUUGUCAAUGUCCGGUCCAGUUGGGAUGAUGACGGGGACAAAACAUACGCAUGGGAUGACAGGCGGAACAGUAGCAGGCGUAGAAGAGACGGAAGAGAAACGUCCAGGGGAAGACAUAAGCUGGCACCUGCUGCACAUGAGACACUCACAUCUUCCAAACCAGUUAAGCCUCUGCCAGAUUUGGCAAUCUGUUACUAUUCUAAUUCAGAUUACCAUCGUCAGCAACAAAGGGACGAAAGGUACAAAGUCAAUUCAAUAAAUAAAAAUGCCAAUGCCGCGGCAUCCAGCGGAAUUGGCGCUCGGCAUCAGAAUGCAAAUGAUGAAAGGGCUCCUGGUGCCUUCACCAAUUCCAUGCACAUUCUUGCUACUUAUAAUAAUAAUUCCAAAAAUUUCAGAAAAUUUCAGGAUCACCACCGCCGCCAUAAUCGAUCUCUCGACCUGGACGAGGUCGAUGCAUCAGCUAUUCAGAGGAAUGCGCAGGCAACCUCUUUUAUACAGAUUUCAAAAGACGCGCUGAAGCUCGGUGAUAUUUUGAAGAGACAACAGGGUAACACAGACGGGGAUUUAUUGAAGGGCGCCAUGGAUUUAGAAGAGUCUCUGAGGAUUUUGGCCAGGCUUCAGAAGUCUACAGGAGGUCUUAAGAAUGUGGAAAAGCGCCGACAGUCUGUGGAUCUCAAGGAAUUGUUGCCGUUUUCAAAGCAGAAGGAGGAGGAGGAUUUGGAGGAAGGUCCCAGGCGCUCUUUUGACGGAUGGAGGGAGCCUCCCAGGUUGUCGUUAGAUGGCAGAGAGUUUGGGAAAUCGUCGAAUCGGGAUCUCAGGGACGCCAUUCGUGCUAGCCUUAGUAGGCAGAAAUUGCUUUAUGGUAAGAGUAGUGAUAACAUCAAUUUCAGGCCUCCUGAUUCAGAUUCUGUACCGAAUUCUGGAAUUUUACAGGUUGUCACUAAGAAGAGAAUUCCCAAUGUUAUUGCUCGACUAAUGGGCUUGGACGAGAUGCCUUCAGAUUCAUUGCCCCUGCUGCCUGAUGCAGUUCCCAAUAGAGUUGAUUCAAGCAGAUCCUUAGAGGGAGAAAGAGGAUUAAAGCCGGAGAAGCCCAGGCUGCAGGAGUCGAUUCGUCGACCAACUCUGCAAACUGCGCAGCCAAGGGAUUUUGUACGCAAGGAUGUUCAUGUUAAAGCUGAAGAGGACGACGACACCAUCUUGGCCGCGCUUAAACGAAUGAAACAGCAGGCUCCACCCAAACCGAGCUUUCAAGAGGAGUUGUCUGAGAAAUUGAAGCGAUUGCAUUCUGUGGAACCGCAACAGGAGCGCAAAACAUUGAAACAGAUUCUGGAGACUAUGGAAGUAAAAGGGCUUUUACGGCCUGGUGCCGACCAAUCCAAACAAAAGGUGGAAGAUGAUCUAAAUCACAGGGAGACCGUAGUUUUGAAGCCCGUGACCGCAAGGAGAGUGCAGGAGCCAGUACAAGAAAAGGGAAAGCCCAGCAAGUCCAGCAAUAAAUCUGUUGCCAAGGAACCAUCUUCUCAAUCUGAUAUAGUUAUUAUAAAGCCUCUGAAUGCUGACUCUAGCACAGGACAGCGGCACGCCCAGAGCCCGCCAAAAGCAACAGAAUUGCAUCCAGAGAUAAAUCCUGUCAAGAGCACCGAACCCAAGAAGAAGAACAAAGGCUCGACUAAAUCUGAAUUGGGCAAACUGGCGAAUGACGGACAAUCCAAGAAGAAGAAUAGCUUAAGCCAUCCUGAAGGCACUCUUAAACCCCCAAAGCAAAGGACUCCAAAUGGAGUGGCGCAGAAGCAUUCCAAGUCACAACUUCAUCCUCCAUCUCCUUCUGUUUUGCAGGAGAUCAAGCGGAGAAAAAGCGACAGAAUUUCCAAGGUCAAUAACAAGAAGGUGCCAUCAAAACCAGAGAAACAGAAACCAGUCCGCAGCAAGGCGAAAGAAAGCGUCUCAAAGCCGCCUCGUCCUGCCCAGCGCCCAGCACCCACAGAUCGAAUUCCGUCAAAGCUUCAUGCUAAACAUGCCAUUCCAAUUCCUGUUCAACCCAUCAGCCAAAACACUUCCACAGUCGAUAUGAACGAUGAUACAAAUGAGGCAAGAUCUCAAUUGCGCGUCGACAGAGACGAAGAAACUCCUGAGAAUCGUAACGUCAAAAGCUUGCAGUCUGUUUCACAGGACGAAAAUUCAGAGUCUGAAUCAUCAUCAGGAAGUAUUCAGCAUCAUAAUAGCCCCGAGGAAUCGACGAGUCCAAUCGCUGUAUUAAAUCCGCCAGCAGAAGCAGACGCUCUCCAAGAUGAUGAAGAAGAAACUGCAGACGAUGAAAACGAAGGAGAAGAAGAUUUAUCGUCUCUACCAAAUCAUCUGGAAGGUUCUGACGACAGCAACAAUAAAUCUUCUGAUGAUGGCAAAAACCAUAGUUUUGCAGUGUCAGAUGAAGACCCAGACCCCUCAAAUUAUGCUGACGAAAAGGAACUGAUGACCGCCGAGGAAAUGAAUUACAAGGAUUACGUGCGGCAAAUAUUGACAAGAAUUCCGGCAUUCAUGAAUGCUGAGGCCGUAGAACUGGCGGAGUUGUACCCUCGGCUUUACUUCAAGCUAGAAGAGCAAGAAGCAGCGUCAAUUUCAGGGCAGGAAGACAUAAAACAGGGGCAUUCCGGUGACGAUCUGGAGCGACAGCUUGUGAUGGAUUGCAUUAAAGAGUUAUUGAAAAGAAAGGCAAGACUACGGUUGCAGAUGAAGCAACCCGUGAAGUUAGCGAGAAUGAAAAGGGCUCCCAUGGGCUUAAAGAGAAGGAAAAGUAUUCAAGAAUUAGUGCAUGAACUGAGUGAUGACAUUGGAGAUCUCAUGGCUUAUCAUAACAAUCUUGGGGGUGAUUUUGUGCAGAGUGCUCUAAACAAGGACCUUAAUACUGGUAACAUUGGUGUGAACAGUAUUUGGAAUCCAUCUUGGGACAAUGGCCUGUAUGGAGAAGAUGAAGCCCAAGAAAUUGGGAGAGAUGUGGAGAAGCUUAUCUUUGAUGACUUGUUAGAGGAGGUUGUUCUGCAACUGUGGGUUUCUCCAGCAGAACUGUGUUCAGGCUAAGCAUAAUUUUGAGGUCCCAAGAUAAUCAAAAUGAAAUGCUAUGUGUGUGUAGGCUAAGCAUAAUUUUGAGGUCCCAAGAUAAUCAAAAUGAAAUGCUAUGUGUGUGCAGGCUAAGCAUAAUUUUGAGGUCCCAAGAUAAUCAAAAUGAAAUGCUAUGUGCGUGCAGGCUUUGUUAGCUAUAUACAUACUGUUGUGUUAAUCAAGUGCCUCAAAUGUAUACCAUAAACCGAGGGCUUCACUGUACAUCUGGAUACUUUCAUGGCUUUCUGCUUCUUCAUUGUCAUUCUUAUAUUCUUUUUCUGUACACCCUGAUUUGAAUAUGUUUUCAGGAUUGAAAAUUAUAUAUAUCAACUGGUCACAUA
Molecule: messenger RNA, 4451 nt
Organism: Cryptomeria japonica (Japanese cedar)
Lineage: Eukaryota; Viridiplantae; Streptophyta; Pinopsida; Cupressales; Cupressaceae
Exons: 6
Coding region: 715-4089 (1124 amino acids)
Biological process (GO): regulation of monopolar cell growth
Source: RefSeq, a predicted model, not a curated record